Molecule: messenger RNA, 1272 nt
Organism: Macadamia integrifolia
Lineage: Eukaryota; Viridiplantae; Streptophyta; Magnoliopsida; Proteales; Proteaceae
Product: putative UPF0481 protein At3g02645
Exons: 2
Coding region: 1-1272 (423 amino acids)
Source: RefSeq, a predicted model, not a curated record
AUGGAAUGCCACAAGGUUGCUGCAGCAAGAAGAGCCCAAAGACAAUUCCAGAGCCUAAAAUUCGAAAACCUCGUCAAAGAAAUGAAGAAACUCAUGCCAAAGAUUAGGGGUUGCUACAAUAAGUACCUUGAUUUAAGUGGUGAAACACUAGCAUGGAUGUUAGCUGUGGAUGUAUACUUCUUGCUUGAAUUCCUGCAAAUUUAUGCCAUCAAAGAAGGGAAAAUCCAAACAGAAAUUCAUGCAGGCAAGAAAUUUACUAAUUAUGCUAUGCUUAGAGAUAUAGUGAUGCUUGAAAACCAAAUCCCACUGUUCCUAUUGAGAAAGGUCUUAGAACUCCAGCAUUCCUCCUUGGAAGCAGCAGAUGAAACACUCAAUGCCUCUUUAAUUGGUUUAUGCAAAGAGGUAUCUCCAUUCAAGAUGGUGAAUCUCUCAAGCAUCCAAUUCACAGAGCAUUCACACUUGCUAGAUGUUUUGUACCACAUGAUUGUGCCCAAAUCUGAAGAACAACCCGAUUUCGCCAUUGAAGUCUCUGAUGGACUAGACGUUCUUACCGUCGACGACAUUGUAGAUGAGAUCAAAGACUCAAAUCAAGUAAAGAAGAUCGCGAAUUUGAUCUGGAAACCACUAUCCAAAUUAACAGAAGGCACUGGUUCAAGUUCAACCAACAACAUCCACAAGCCUCCUUUGAUAGAGGAAAUCGUGAUCCCUUCAGUGACUGAACUCUACAAUUCCGGUGUCCAAUUUGCAACCAUAAAAGGGGGUAUCACAUCCAUUAGCUUCGACACCAAAUCAUUCACACUUUACCUCCCUACUGUUACUAUAGAUGUUAACAGUGAAGUGAUAUUAAGAAACUUGGUUGCAUAUGAAGCAUCAAAUGUAUCAGGGCCAUUAAAUUUUACGCGAUACACAGAAUUGAUGAAUAGUAUUAUAGACACCAAGGAGGAUGUGAAACUGCUUAGGGGGAAAGGGAUUGUUCUGAACCAUCUGAAGAGUGAUGAAGAAGUUGCUAACCUUUGGAAUGGAAUGACUAGAUCAGUGAGAUUAACAGAAGUUCCCUUCUUGGACAAGGUAAUUGAAGAUGUGAACAAAUAUUAUAUGGGUACAUGGAAGGUCAAGAUAGGGAACCACUUGAAAAGAUAUGUGUUUGAUUCAUGGCAGAUCCUCACACUCUUAGCAACUAUUCUGCUGUUGUUAAUGACAACUCUUCAAGCAUUUUGCUCAGUCUAUAGCUGUGGCCGCGUUCUACAUAUUGACUCAACUAUCAAUCACUGA